Messenger RNA from Penicillium macrosclerotiorum, 2307 nucleotides. RefSeq names its product kinase-like domain-containing protein. Gene Ontology annotation, molecular function: ATP binding; protein binding; protein serine/threonine kinase activity. Gene Ontology annotation, biological process: signal transduction; protein autophosphorylation; peptidyl-serine phosphorylation. Gene Ontology annotation, cellular component: autophagosome; cytoplasm. NCBI's taxonomy places the organism in Eukaryota, Fungi, Ascomycota, Eurotiomycetes, Eurotiales, Aspergillaceae. Bases 1 to 2307 code for a protein of 768 amino acids. The transcript is spliced from 6 exons. The record is from RefSeq and is a predicted model, not a curated record.
AUGGACCCCUUCACGAGUACACCCCUCCGCGCAUGGAAGCUGGAAACAAACCAUGAUGCGAACGGAGACCGGCACCAUCGGCUCUCAGCAGGCUCCGAAUGCUGGCGGGCCGUGAGAUGCUUAGGGAGCGGGUCCUUUGGAGAUGUUUGGCAGGAAACCUGUUUAUCAGGGCCCUCACAAAAUGCGGUCCGUGCCGUGAAAUGCCUUGGUAAACGCCAGGCAAAGUUCACGGAAAUGUCGAGACGGGAGCUGGAGGCUCUCAUCACUUUCUCUAAUUCUGAUAUCCCCAAGUACAAGGAACACUUUGUCCAAUUCCUUGGCUGGUUUGACGAUACUGCGCAUUUCUAUCUUGCGAUGGAAUUCCUAGAAUAUGGCGACCUCCAGAAAUAUAUAACGAAGCCUUUCCCAGAGCCUGAAGCAGCAAUGAUCGUCACUCAGGUGGCUCAAGCUCUGCAAUAUAUGCACCAGAAGAAUUUUGUCCAUCGAGACAUCAAGCCUUUGAAUAUUCUCAUCUCCCGUCCUGGUCCUAGGUGGCAUGUCAAGAUAGCCGACUUCGGAAUUUCUAAAAAUGUGGAGGGUACGGUUCUCGGAACACACCAGCUUGGUUCUCCCGGGUAUAUGGCACCAGAGCUAUUCGGCGACUCUUCACAUUCUUAUACGGCGGCUGUGGAUGUGUGGGCGCUCGGGGCCGUGGCUUACUGUAUGAGGACAGGUUUUCCGCCACUUCGCACCACCAAACAGUUGCUCGACUACGCGCGCGACCAUAGGACACAAUUUCCCGUCCGGCCGCUGGGCACUUCAAGUGGAUUUUGUAUGAACUUCGUGUUAGGCACAAUGGCUGAGGCUCCUGAACGACGCCUUACUAUUGAGCAAGUCCUGGCCCAUGACUGGCUUUCCAUACAAUUGGAUACAGCUCAAGAUGGCUAUUUAGAUGGAAGCGUAACAGCUGCUUUGACGGCCGUGAGCAUAUCGGCGUCUAACGCGUGGUCAAAUACAUAUAGCAGCACUGGCAGCCAGCAAUCGCAAAUUUCAUCGCUGACUACUCCGGCGAUGACGAACUCACAAAUAGUAACAGAUGUUGAGCAAGGGCAAUAUACCGGGACUGAAAAUGGUGACGAGAAGACAAUUGGCGGCAACGAUUCGAAUAUUAUUCAAGGUAUGGCUGAUUUAGCCACGAGAUAUUACGAUAAAAAAAUGUACGGUCGUUCUGAAAAGAUCGGAGAGGAGGUGGUCGAUAUGCGACAAGAACUACUGGGUGUCAAUCAUCCAGAUACAGUAAAGGCCAUGUUGAGUCUUGCCAGGACGUAUCUAGCCCGUGAGAGAUAUGAUAAGGCUGAGAAUGUCUAUGUGAAAGUGGUUGAUAUAAGACGAGAAAUGCUUGGCGACAAACAUCCUCAUACACUUACUGUCAUGAAGAGUCUUACCGCUACAUAUUACGAGCAAAAGAAGUAUGAUUUGGCCGAGAAAACUGAGUUGAUUUUAUGCAAUUUGCAACGCGAAGAGCUUGGUAAUCGGCACCCCGACACAAUUCAUUCUAUGAAAAGACUUGGCAUGACAUACCUCAAGCAAAACAAACUGGACGAGGCCGAGGAGAUCUAUCUUGAGUUAGUCUUCUUGCGACGGGAUAUGCUUGGUAAUAAACAUGCGGAUACCAUUGAUGCCAUGAUGGAACUUGCCAUCACUUAUGGUAAGCAAAAGAGAUAUAACAGAGCCGCCAAGUUCUUUGUGGAGGCGAUCAAAUUACGAGAAGAGGUACUUGGUGGGAAUCAUCCAGAUACUAUUGAUGCAAAAGCAAAGCUUGUCGCGCUGCGCCAGGAACAAGGGCAGCUUGCCGAAAUCAAGAAGGAAAAGAGUCUCCAGAAAAGCCGAACAUUUUCAAAGCCUGUGUUUAGAGUGGCUUUGGAACGUUUGUAUGAUCGAGAUGGGGUCGCGGUGCCGCUAGUUUUAUUACAGUGCUUCCAAGCUGUUGAGCUGUUUGGUCUGGAUUUGGAAGGGAUUUAUCGAUUUUCGGGUUCAGCAAACCAUCUGAACCGCCUGAAAGACCAAUUUGAUGUCGAUGCAUCAAGGGUUGACUUGACAAAUCCGGAGAAUUUCUUUCACGAUAUCAACUCUGUUGCUGCUCUUGUGAAGGAGUUCUUUCAUGAUCUCCCUGAGCCAGUUUUUGUGUCGAUGAUUUACUCGCAGUUCAUUGAUGCGGCCCGUAUCGACGACGAUAUUCAACGACGAGAUUCAAUACAUGCCCUCAUCAACACUCUUCCCGAUGCCAACUAUGCUACUCUCCGAGCCACCAUUCUGGCAAGUGCCUGA